UUAUUCACAUUGUUUGGAUCUCUUCUUCUUCCUAGAAGUCGUGUGAGAGAGGAGAAAGUGAAGCUACCAAAUUAAUAACUCAGAGUUAACGUGUAGAUCUCUUUCUAAAACCGCAUUACACACUUCACAUCACUCUUGCUUGAAUCCGCAUAAAAAAACUGCGCCUUUUUCUUCUUCUUUCCAACAAAACCUUAAUGGGUAUUCAUGAUCUCUAUCUCCCAAAGCCAUGACAUGAAGAUUCUCAACUUUGGUACCAUCGAAAAUGUCCUUCACGUAGGACAAGACAAGUCUCACGUUGUUGUUCCUGUCGACAAUAUCGAUAAUGUUUCUCCUCGGAACUCUACGGUAGAGAAUGUGGGAGUGGGAGUGGGAGUGUGUGAGAAAGAGAGAGUGUCUUCUGUGUCUGUGUCUGAAUGUUGUGUGGAAUUGGAUCUGGAGAGUGUGGAUAAUGUUGAUGAUGGUGUGAAGAGAGAUUGUAGGAUUUGCCACCUCAGUAUGGAUAUGAGAAACCAUGAUGAUGACCAACAUGAAUCUGGGAUUCCUAUUGAACUAGGAUGUUCCUGUAAAGAUGAUUUGGCUGCUGCCCAUAAACAAUGUGCUGAAGCUUGGUUUAAGGUCAAGGGUAACAAAACUUGUGAAAUCUGUGGAUCCAUUGCUAGAAAUGUAUCUGGUAUAGUUGAAGUUGAAAUGACAGAACAGUGGAGUGAAGCUAAUGAUGCAUCCGUUCUACCACCAACUAGACGUUCCCCACCGGUAGAAAAUCAACGCCUACUCCACCGGUUCUUGAAUUUCCUACUUGCCUGUAUGGUUAUUGCCUUUGUCAUAUCCUGGCUUUUUCGCUUCUAUUUGCAUUCCUGAAAUCCUAUAACUUCAGGAUAUAGAAGGUUGAUUGAGGAUUUGUGGCCAAAUCUGUGACCAUUAUAAACACGGGUACCAAGUUCAAUUCACGUGUCUAUACUCUUCAUACAAGACAAUUGAUAUGUUCAAGUAAGUAACAAGAAGGGUCAAUGCUGCAAAAAUAUUUUUGUGGUUGGUUAACAAUGUAACCAGCUUCCAAACAUAAUUUAGAAAAUAUCUCAUAUUUUUCACAACAUGCAGGAACAGCAUUAUGAACUGUUAUUAUAAGUUAUAACUUAGUUUCCUUGUCUCAACUGUUUCUUAUUGUCUUCUCAUUUGGAUUAUGUUGGUGAAGAUUUUUUGUUUGAUAUUAAGGAAGAAUUAAUAAAAUAAGGUUAGAAGUUAAAAGUA
Molecule: messenger RNA, 1248 nt
Organism: Medicago truncatula (barrel medic)
Lineage: Eukaryota; Viridiplantae; Streptophyta; Magnoliopsida; Fabales; Fabaceae
Exons: 2
Coding region: 205-858 (217 amino acids)
Molecular function (GO): zinc ion binding
Source: RefSeq, a predicted model, not a curated record